Molecule: messenger RNA, 810 nt
Organism: Fraxinus pennsylvanica
Lineage: Eukaryota; Viridiplantae; Streptophyta; Magnoliopsida; Lamiales; Oleaceae
Source: the annotation of a GenBank genome assembly
AUGUCUCAAUACGAGAAGACGGUGGACGGAAGGAAGCGGCAGAGAUCGCCGGCUGUAGACAAUGAGGAAGAUGAUGAUCACGAGGAGAGCAGCGGUUGUAAUCGGUCGGAUAUUCAAGCUGAAAUACCUGAGGAAGAGGACGCACGGAUUCAUUACGAGGACAAUGAGGAGGGGACAAAUGUAGAACAGCAAGCUCCUUUGCCAUCUGUCGGGGAUCCAAAAUUUUGGGCGGUAAAAUCUGCGAUUGGCCAUGAAAGGGAGGCAAUGGUUCACCUAAUGCAGAAGUGCAUCGAAAAGGGACAUGAAUUGCAGAUUAGAUCUGUUAUAUCACUUUAUCAUCUCAAGAACUAUAUAUACAUUAAAGCAGACAAAGAGGUCCAUGUGAGGGAGGAAAUUCUAGCUUUUAGCCACAGAGAACUUUCCAAGUACUUUGAACCUGGAAAUCAUGUGAAAGUUGUGUCAGGAGCUUCAGAGGGCGCAACUGGAGUUGUGGUUUCAGUGGAGGGGCAUGUUGUUAGAAAUGUGUCAGAUACCACCAAGGACCUUCUCUGGGUAUUUUCCGACAAUGUUGUGGAAAGUUCUGAGGUAUCAUCUGGUAUCACACGAAUUGGAGAUUAUGAGCUUCAUGACCUCGUCUUCAUGGGUGAUAAUAGUUUUGGGGUGAUUAUAAGUGUUGAGAAUGAAGCUUUUCAGGUCCUUAAGGGGAUGCCAGAGAGACCGGAUCUUGAACUUGUGAUGCUAAGAGAGAUCAAAUACAAGAUUGACAAGAAACAUUCUGCAAAGAUCGGUACAACAACAUAUUAUCAGUGA